CAUCCGGGGCGCGGAGCGCGGGCGCGGCGCGGGGCACGCCGGGGAAUGCAGUCCCGGGAAUGCGGUGCCCCGAGAGGAGGCCAUGAGCGCUGCCGCCGCCAAGCCGAUACUUUACAGCUAUUUCCGAAGUUCCUGUUCUUGGAGAGUGCGAAUCGCACUGGCUCUGAAAGGAAUUUCCUAUGACCUGGUCCCAGUGAACCUCAUUAAGGAUGGAGGACAGCAGUUUUCUGCUGAAUUCAAGGCAUUAAAUCCAAUGCAGCAAGUCCCAGCCUUGAAAAUUCAUGGCAUCACCCUUUCUCAGUCGCUAGCGAUAAUUAAUUACCUAGAAGAGACAUAUCCUAACCCCAGGCUUCUGCCCCAAGAUCCAAAGAAGAGAGCCCAAGUCAGAAUGAUUGCUGAUCACAUUGCCUCUGGCAUUCAACCACUCCAGAACCUGAGUGUCCUGAAACAAAUGGGAGAGAAAAAAAUGGAAUGGGCUCAGAACUGUAUCACAUCUGGCUUUCAAGCAGUGGAGCAGAUUCUGCAGCACACCGCUGGACGCUACUGUGUGGGGGAUGAAGUUUCCAUGGCUGAUCUGUGUUUAGUGCCUCAAGUUGCCAAUGCUGAAAGAUUCAAAGUGGACAUGAGUCCAUAUCCCACAAUAACCAGAAUAAAUAAAGCUCUCUUGGAGUUAGAGGCCUUCAAAGUGAGCCACCCUUCCCGGCAGCCAGAUACUCCUGCAGAGCUGCGAGCUUGAAUCCUUUCUACUCGUUAAAUCUAGAAAGCUGAUGUGAUAAAGAAGACAACACCUACAGUGUGAGCAGGACUUCAGUGCCAGUAGGAAUCCUUAGUACUAUUGUUUCCCUUUCAUCUGGGUGGACAGGGCAGAGGACGUGGAAAUAGCGUGGAUAACUUACAGGAACUAUGCGUGUGCUGGAACACCUGGAGCUACUACUUUCUAUGCAGUCUAUCCCCAUGAAGCAGAUUAAAGCAGAAGUAUCCAUAAUGAUCAGAAGUACCCUCUGUAUGGCUCUGGGUUGGGGAAUGUGGCCACAAACCAGUGUGAGGCAUUGAGCCAAUUCUGUAUUGCCCACGGGGGCUACUUCUUUCUACCAUCUACAGAAACAGCAUCAGGGAAUCAGCAUACACAGUGUCCUUAUCCUUGGAGCUGCCUCAGAGCCACAGCAUGGUCAUCAGUUCUGUGGAUAUAAACAAUAAGAUCUAGUCUCUGCUGGAAGAUAGUUUAACCCUUGUUGGGAUCUUCAAAGAGCCAAGUCAGCAACUCUGCCACCUCUUGCAAUAACAAGAGCAGUCGUACAGAAUUUAUAAAAGGUCUGCCUAGAACAAAGCUAAGUGAUUGUGCCAUAGACAGCAAGGCACAAUCAGCUCUCUCCCCUGCACUGAAAAUUAUGUUCUCUUCCUUUUCCCAUCCUCAGAUGCUGCUCUCAGAUGUUUUCCUAGCCUUCAGCUGCAGACUGUUGCCCAAGGGAAUCCCACCCCAGAUUCCCUCCAAACCAGAAUCAUGCCUGUGCUUUUACUGUGAGGACUUUCCAAAUAGUCACCUUCAAAACUGAAAGCACUCUGGAAAUUCCAGCUAAAAACCUGUAGGGCAAGAAGGGAACCCAUAACCUUGUGUCUGUUCUUGUGCAGACUCAGCUCAGAUCCCACUGAAUGUUUUGGCACCUGAGCCCAGGUACUGUAUAUCGGGUACCCUAAGAGAAGGAUACCCAUGGCCUUCAGACUACAAACCCACAGUAAUCUCUUGUACCACGGUGGCACUCACCUCCAUACAGACACCUGGACUGCCACGUUGCUUG
This is a messenger RNA of Hirundo rustica (Barn swallow), 1796 nucleotides long. RefSeq names its product glutathione S-transferase zeta 1 (gene GSTZ1). NCBI's taxonomy places the organism in Eukaryota, Metazoa, Chordata, Aves, Passeriformes, Hirundinidae. The transcript is spliced from 9 exons. Gene Ontology annotation, cellular component: mitochondrion; cytoplasm. The record is from RefSeq and is a predicted model, not a curated record. Gene Ontology annotation, biological process: glutathione metabolic process; L-phenylalanine catabolic process. The coding region runs from base 83 to 736 and encodes 217 amino acids. Gene Ontology annotation, molecular function: glutathione transferase activity; maleylacetoacetate isomerase activity.